Chionomys nivalis (European snow vole) is the source of this 693-nucleotide messenger RNA. RefSeq names its product dickkopf like acrosomal protein 1 (gene Dkkl1). The transcript is spliced from 4 exons. Lineage: Eukaryota; Metazoa; Chordata; Mammalia; Rodentia; Cricetidae. Gene Ontology annotation, biological process: negative regulation of canonical Wnt signaling pathway. Gene Ontology annotation, molecular function: receptor antagonist activity; co-receptor binding. Bases 1 to 693 code for a protein of 230 amino acids. The record is from RefSeq and is a predicted model, not a curated record.
AUGUGUCGACUGGGGGUCCUGCUGCUGCUGCUCCCCUCAGUCUUCGUGUCCUCCUUUGCUGUCCCGACCCAUGAUGCGGACGCUCAGGAGAGCUCCUUCGGGUUUCUGGGCCUUCAAAGUCUUCUCCAAAGCUUCAGCCGACUGUUUCUAAAAGAUGACCUGCUGCGAGACCUGGACAACUUCUUCUCCUCCCCCAUGGACUUCCGGGACCUUCCCAAGAACUUCCAUCAGGAAGAGAACCAGGAGCACAGAAUGGGGAACCAUACCCUCUCCAGCCACCUGCAGAUAGACAAGAUGACUGACAACAGGACAAGGGAGGUGGUCAUCUCUGAGAAGGUGGUGGCCUCCAUCGAGCCAGAGGGGAGCACAGAAGGCGACGGGAAGGUGCCCAAAGUGGAGGAGAGAGACACCCCGGUGCCUGUGCAGAAGGCCACAGAUAGUUUUCACCCAGAGCCCCGGCGGGUGGCUUUCUGGAUCAUGAAGAUGCCAAGGCGGAGGACCCAGCCAGAUGUCCAGGAUGGGAGCCGCUGGCUCAUAGAAAAGCGACAUCGCUUGCAGGCCAUCCGGGACGGGCUCCGUGGAGGUGCACAUGAGGACAACCUCGAGGAAGAGGUCCGUGUCCCCCAGCACACCAAGCUGCCUGGACGAAAGACACACUUUCUCUACAUCCUCAGGCCAUCCCAGCAGCUGUAG